Molecule: messenger RNA, 1445 nt
Organism: Puntigrus tetrazona (Sumatra barb)
Lineage: Eukaryota; Metazoa; Chordata; Actinopteri; Cypriniformes; Cyprinidae
Gene: akirin2
Product: akirin 2
Exons: 6
Coding region: 326-913 (195 amino acids)
Biological process (GO): positive regulation of transcription by RNA polymerase II; positive regulation of innate immune response
Cellular component (GO): chromatin; nucleus
Molecular function (GO): transcription coregulator activity
Source: RefSeq, a predicted model, not a curated record
GUUUUGUUUCCACGCCAUAUUUGUUAGCCGGCUAGCGCUCGCUGAAGAGGCGUCUGACGCGAUCUCGGCACAAUCCGAAAUCAUCGGUGCUUUUCUGAAGCGUAUCGACCCCGCGGCCGCGUCUCUCACCGCCUAUACGCGUUUACGAGUACUCAGUCGACGUUUUGGCCGCGAGCGCAGCGCAGAAUUUAAAUAAAAACGAAACGAUCGUGUCGCGUUCCCCUGAGAUCAAAGCAGGACUGUGACUAGCAGGGGGUCUCUCGCGGUUCGUUCGGAUUAAUUCCUUUCGCCACGUACUUUUUUAUCAAACACAACCCUCGAUAAAAUGGCUUGUGGAGCCACUCUUAAAAGGACUAUGGAUUUCGAUCCUCUGAUGAACCCGGCGUCGCCGAAGAGGAGAAGAUGUGCGCCCAUGUCUCCGUCCAGCUCCAGCGCCUCUCCGCAGAAGUACCUGCGCAUGGAGCCCUCGCCCUUCGGCAGAGUGUCUUCAGCCCUCACCACAGACAAAACAGUCCAGCAAACUCCACAAGCAACAACAAUGAAAAAACAGCAAAUCCUGAGCAACAUCAAGCAGGAGUACAAGCGCAUGCAGAAGAGGAGACAUCUGGAGAGCAGCUUCCAGCAGACAGAGUCCUGCUGCCCCCUUGACUCACAGCCACACUCCUCCAUCAGCAGCACAGCCACACUGCCAGGGUCGGCCUCCCCCUCCAGACGCGAGCAGCCUCUCUUCACGCUGAAGCAGGUGGGCAUGAUCUGUGAGCGUCUGCUGAAGGAGCGCGAGGAGAAGGUGCGCGAGGAGUACGACGAGAUCCUGACCACCAAACUCGCAGAACAGUACGAUGCUUUCGUGAAGUUCACCCACGACCAGCUGAUGAGGCGGUUCGGAGAGCAGCCGGCCAGCUAUGUGUCCUGAGCGCUGUCCCGCUGCGCCGGCCGUGCUCUCGUCUGAGCUCCUGACACUCAGGACAGGUCCAGCUGGUCUUCAGAGGCUUCUGUCAGUGCGUAACCACUCUCUCUGCAGCGAUCCUCCUCACCUGCUAAUAUUACUCCAGUCGGUGGCUCUUGUGUCUCUUACUGAACCCUGGAUAUUUAUUAGGCUCUGACCAUGCCUUUUAUACAGUCGCCUGUCAUUUCAUCCUCCUUUUUUAUGUUUCGAUUUUGUAAAAUGCCUUUUAUUCGCUGCGAAUGAUGUCGAUUGCCAUGAUAAACGUGAGGCGGUGUGCGAGGGAGACUGCUGUUCAUAGCUUUGUGUAAAUACACCCUGGCUUUCAUCUGGAGGUUUCAUGUACAAAUCAAAUACAGCAUUUAUUUUGAUUGGAGUCUGUUUUCAUGCUUUGUAUUUAUUUUUGGUUUUUUUUGCCCCUUUCCUCUGCAUUAUGGUUUUACUGCUCCUGUAGUUUAAAUGACUUAUGUUGGGAAAGUAUACAAAUAAAGUGUUUACAUAA